GUGGGAGCUCACGUCGACAGACUACAAUGACUCACGAUUUUCCUUCUGGACGUAGUCGUUUUGGCGAUGUAAACGCAUUCUAUCCUGCAGAAAAAGCAGAAUUCCAGGAGCUCAACGGUCGCUUGGAACAAUACAUUUUCUUGGUAAAAGGUCUCGAACGUGAGAACGCACAACUAGUAAAUGAACUUCGUAACCUUCAUGAAACUUGGGGCCAGCGGAAUAACGAAUACAAGUCUUCUUUCUCCAAAGAUCUGCUGGCGCACAGAGAUGAAUCUUUGCUGGCUUUGAAAAAUAAUGCAGAGCAAGCAAUUCGGGCUAGAAGGAUACAUGCCAACAUCGACCUCACUAGACGCAGAAUUGAAAAUGUUCAAUUGGCAGAGCAAGGUGAUCGAGCGAGAUGUUCAGAGCUUCGGGCGUUGAUCUCCAAAGCAGAAGCAGAUUUGGAGAUUCAGAGAAGAGAAGGCAGUCGAUUGAUGAACGAGCGGUCUCAGCUUACGGCUCAAAAUGAGACUCUUUAUGAAGAUUAUGGAAAACUAUGGGAUGAAAUUGAUCGCAUUCGCCUUGAACUAGCUGAAUAUCAAGCGAGGGAACAACGGCUCAUUGCUGAAAAAGAAUUCUUGCUCAAGGUACAGGAGCGAGAAGUUUACGAAGUUAAUAAUCUCCUUGCUGAAUCUUCCUUUGACGCUAGGAAAUUCUUUGAAAAUGAUAUCGCCCUUGCCAUCAGAGAUAUAAAAGUCGAGUACGAGGCAUCGCAAAACAUGAUACGGAGCAACGUUACUACUCAUUACAACAAAAAGUUGGACGAAAUACGUAAAAUGGCAGAGAAAACUUCCGACGAAUCUAAGUUCCGCAAAGAGCAGAUUGCCAAGAUGGAAAAUAUGAUUGAUGAACUUAGAAAGAAGUUCCGACCACUUGAGGAUAGAAAUCAUAUGCUGGAAAAUGAAUACAGGCAGUUACAAAAUUCGAUAAGAAAUGAUGAAGAUAGGUACAGAGCUGAGAUACAGCAUCGUAACGAUGAAUACAGAAACGCUAUCGUGAUGUACCAGCGACUCCUCAUGGAGCAAGGAUCAAUGUCUGAGGUGACCUUACUGGAGCUAGAAAUAUACAGGAAAAUGAUCGAUUGUGAAGAAAAGAGGUUAAAAGGGCGGGACUAUGUAAAAGUGGAAGGAUAUACGAAGACGGACGAUUAUCGAGUUACCGAGCCAUAUUCUCAUGCUAAUACGAAGACGGACGAUUAUCGAGUUACCGAGCUAUAUUCUCAUGCUACCAAGCAUCGAAAUUACAGCGGUGACAUACGCAUCAGAGAUUGUGACGAGCAUGGUGGAUUCAUAAUUGUUGAAAACGCCGGAUUAAACGAUCAACGUCUGGGAGGAUUUCGCCUUAGUAGGGUUAUAAAUGGUAGAGAACGAUCAUUUAUAUUCCCAGCUCGCUUCGUGCUAAGCGCUGGAGAAACUGUUCAGGUGUCCGCCCAAGGUUACGUUCCGGAUAGAAUUGAGUGCACAUAUCAUCUCAUUUACGACCGCGAUACAACGUGGGGCACAAACGGAACAUUCGUAACUCACCUCUACAACACGCAAGGCACGGAAGUCGCUAACUUUGAAGUGCAAACCAAAUAACGAAAAACAAUUUGACAGCUGUUUGACUUGCUUGAAGAUAUCUAUUGUUACCCAAUUUAAUCGACUCCACUUUGGUCAACUUACAAGAGAAGCUACCUAAUUAGCUCGGCCUCUUGGCAAUUGGCACACAUAAUCUGAAUCAGCUUUAAACGCUGACAAAUAUGCUAUCCCUAGCUGUCGCGCAGCAUUCCAAAGCGAAUUAUGGACUUUUUUUCUGC
Messenger RNA from Cylicocyclus nassatus, 1834 nucleotides. The record is from the annotation of a GenBank genome assembly. Lineage: Eukaryota; Metazoa; Nematoda; Chromadorea; Rhabditida; Strongylidae.